UUAGCAAAACAUUACUCCAACGUGUAAUUCUCUUAACACAAUUUUUAUUCAAAACUUUCUCUAUUGAUAGUAAAUUGGGGUAGCCUGUGUUCAGUUGCCUAACGCAAGAACCUGGGGAGUUCGAAUUCGAUGGAGGAAGUGCUCAGAAACGGCUGCAUCAAGGUGUAUUGAUUCGGAGCCGGUUCCAAAGAUAUUCAAUAAAAUUUGCUAGGCGUGAUUUGAAAUGUUCAUCUACAAUUUGUACAUCUACGACAAGCUUGGCACACUGCUCUACUACCGCGAGUGGAACCGCUCAAAGCAGUCCGGGAUUUCGAUGGAUGAGGAAGCAAAACUGGUGUACGGAAUGCUGUUCUCGAUCAAGUCGUUCGUAAGCAGAGCAUCACCAUGGGAUCCCAAAGAAGGCUUUCAGUGGUACAAAACAAACAAAUACACGCUUCACUAUUUGGAGAUUCCGUCGGGUGUUAGGUUUCUGUUAAACACGGACAACAGCUCCACCGGAGUGCGCGAGUUCCUACAGACAAUCUAUGCCAAGCUCUGGGUUGAGUAUGUCGUUCGAAAUCCAUUGUGGAAGAUUGGCACGCCCGUUACAUCUGGCCUGUUCGAGACGAAGUUGAACGAACUCUACGCCUCAUAUUUGACCUAAACUGCAGAAGUAGUUCUCGUAAAAAUAAAUCAGAUAAGCCUUAAAAAACCAGAAAUAAAUACGCCCAGUAUUCCUUAGCAAUGUCCAUGAUAAAGUGAAUUCAA
Messenger RNA from Anopheles cruzii, 747 nucleotides. Its product is annotated as trafficking protein particle complex subunit 1-like. Gene Ontology annotation, cellular component: TRAPP complex. The record is from RefSeq and is a predicted model, not a curated record. Lineage: Eukaryota; Metazoa; Arthropoda; Insecta; Diptera; Culicidae. Gene Ontology annotation, biological process: endoplasmic reticulum to Golgi vesicle-mediated transport. The transcript has 3 exons. The coding region runs from base 224 to 643 and encodes 139 amino acids.